Messenger RNA from Peniophora sp. CBMAI 1063, 714 nucleotides. NCBI's taxonomy places the organism in Eukaryota, Fungi, Basidiomycota, Agaricomycetes, Russulales, Peniophoraceae. The record is from the annotation of a GenBank genome assembly.
AUGGUCGUGCAGAUCCCCAACUACCUCCUUCCCGACGACGAGCGAUGGGACUUUCUUCACGCUCUCGUCGCGGAUAUGCGCGACUUCGUACCCAACCCUCAGGCCUGGCCCAAGACGCCUCUAAGUGAGAAGGACGCAAGCGCCGUACUUCGCGCUACCGCCAACUUCAUCUUGUCGAGGAUCCCAGACGCGCCUCCGGUCCAGUCGCCCCCUCCGUCGCCGUCGCCAUCCCCUGCGCCUUCUGUUAUUAGCGACGAUGACUCCGAGUCGUUGUCUGUUGCUCGUGAUUCCCGCGACCCCGCCGACUACAUCCAUCCCGUCGACGGCGAUGACUCCGACAUCGACGAGCUCAACGAAUGGCCGCUGCCUAGCGAGAUUGUGUUGCGCAAUCUCCCCGUCCUCGAUAUGUACCAGUGGGAAGGCUCCGAGCUUGAGGCCAUCUGGGAGGCAUACUCUGACGAGUUCAGCGCUAAGCGUGCUUUCACAGCCGUGGCGCCGCAUUCCGGGAACGUGUGGGAGAUCCCGGCCUCUCAUCGCAGGGAGGAGAUGUACAUCGUUCGCAGCCCGGCGAUGCAGUGGGGCAUAUUCCUUCGGCGCCUUUGCUCCCCCACGGCGAGACGCAGCGCAUUUGCCAACUUCAUUCCUCCGAACCCGCACCUGCCCGCCGCCCGCGUAUGCUUCUCGCACUGGCCGGUUCCCUGUUGGUGGCUGUAA